UAUAUUGUCGUAAAAACAGUUUGUAGUCUCGCUGGGCGGAGAUUAGCAGGAAGCGCAUAGAAUACAAUAAGUAGACCCCUCAUUGUGGCUGUUUCUAAUAGCGGCUCGCCUCGUCUUGGAUCUAUGUAUGUACAUCUAUGUACACACAAAAUUCAAGAGAAUUAGACAAGCCAUGUGCUUAGCGGAAAACCUGGGGGAUGAUUAAUCAGGUCAAUGGGGUUAUUAAACACUAUUAGAUUGUUUCAUCCCGAGAUGAUAUUCUUCGUCCUAGCAACUUUUUGGAUUGGCACUGCCGCUGGAGUUCAAGACGAGGGCCACGACGAGAUCGAGUCGCUGGAGAUCGUCGAGGGAGAAAACCUCACCAUCUCCAUCCCGAUCGGUAAAUCCGAGGAGGAUCCCCAGGUGCUGGUGACCCGGUCGAGAGGCUCGUCGCAGGAACGCGUCGCGCAGAUGAUCUGUCACGACGGACACUGCAAGCACGAGCGCUGGAGACCCGGGGUUUGUCUCGCGUCUGACGGACAAAACCUCACGCUGACCCUGACGAACCUCAGCGACGACCAGACGGGGCUUUACCGGAUCCGCAGACCGAGCAGCGCGCGCCCGGGAGAAAAGGUUUACAACGUUACCUUGCGCGAGCCUCACUUCACUACUAUCAGCCCAGCAUCUGCCGUGCACAGUGAACCACUCACUACGAGAAUAAGCAUAGGCGUGGUGGUCCUCAGUUUGGUGGUCGUCGCUGCGGCUGCCGUUGGUUUUGUUUACGGCAAAAACAGAAAGGUAUCUUUUAACGAAGUGCCUCAAGAGUUGAACACCGUGGCUCACGGGCGAUAGUUCUUUAUAGUUACUGGAUUGCUGCGAGCUCAUCCGGUGAAUGAAAUGACAACACAGAAGGACUCUGAGCAUCAUUUCAUUUAAUGAAAUAAUCCCAGGUGAUCCAGCACGACUUGAGCAUUAAGGUGCACCUUCAGUUGAACACUCAAAAUAACCGCUAAUACGUUUCCCCUAACUUUUCUAGUAUGCUAAUUCUAAUGUUUUUAUCAUCUUAAGUGUGCUCAUCUGUGCUGUUUUGAGACACCGUCUAUAUGAACUAAAAUGCACUUUUAACACACUACCUAUGUUUUUAAAAGUGUAUUUAGUGGCCAUUUGUAGCACCAUCUCUCGUACAGUAGUACACUACCACUUGAACUAAAUGCAUUUUUUGAAAUACAAAUGUUAAAAGUGCAUUUUAGUUCAUAUUCAUGGUGUCUCAGAAUAGCGCAGUCGAGUGCACUUCGAAGAUCUUAAGUUUGUCUUAAAACGCACUAAAGAAUCAUUUUUAGUAGAUCAAGUACAAAAUUAGUGCGCUUUAAUUACAUCAUGUACUUGUACUUUCUUUUACCUGGGAUCGGAAGCACAUUGAACAUAUGUUGUAUUUUAUGUGACCCUUAAAAUGCGAUGAAAGUGUAAACUUAAAGUAUAAUUCAAAUGCAAUCAAAAUCUACUUCCCCUAGGACUUGGUUUUAAUUGUACCUCGAGAGCCCUGGAAAAUGCAAAGCAAAGUUUCUCUCCUACAAAGACAUGCAUCACAUCAUUACAUUUCAAAGGUGUUUGAAAAGCAUUAAACAGAACAUAUAAAAUGUUA
This is a messenger RNA of Puntigrus tetrazona (Sumatra barb), 1621 nucleotides long. RefSeq lists its product as uncharacterized. The record is from RefSeq and is a predicted model, not a curated record. Lineage: Eukaryota; Metazoa; Chordata; Actinopteri; Cypriniformes; Cyprinidae. The transcript has 4 exons. Bases 214 to 831 code for a protein of 205 amino acids.